This is a messenger RNA of Chenopodium quinoa (quinoa), 2041 nucleotides long. Its product is annotated as protein NRT1/ PTR FAMILY 2.3-like. Gene Ontology annotation, biological process: transmembrane transport. Lineage: Eukaryota; Viridiplantae; Streptophyta; Magnoliopsida; Caryophyllales; Amaranthaceae. The record is from RefSeq and is a predicted model, not a curated record. Gene Ontology annotation, molecular function: transmembrane transporter activity. Bases 216 to 1877 code for a protein of 553 amino acids. The transcript is spliced from 4 exons. Gene Ontology annotation, cellular component: plasma membrane.
UGUGUCAACUUGCCGGAUGACCAAUAUCUAAAUUAUUACAAAAAAUCAAAAUUAGCAUAGUUUGGUUGACUCAUAUGAGAUAUUCAUUGAUCAAUUAUACUUUUAUAUGUUAGGUGAGCUUCAAUUAUUAUAUAUUAAUCACUUGUAUUGCAUAAAAUUAGAGGCGUAUACAAAUUUUCUAGAGUUUCAGGAGAAGAAAAAAGCAAGGAAGCAAAAUGGAGUCAAGUGUAGACAUCAAUAAUAAUGGCAAAGGAGGGUGGCUCAGUUCCAUGCUUAUCCUAGGAACAAGCUUCGGAUUAAGCAUAGCAUCAGGUGCCUGGUAUUCCAACUUAAUAGUGCUCCUUAUCAGUGUUUUCAAUGUGAAGAACAUCCCUGCUGCUCAGAUUAACAACAUCUUCAGUGCAUUAAUCAACUUUUUUCCAUUCAUCGCCGCCAUCUUAGCGGAUUCUGCUUUCGGAUCCUUUUCCAUCACCCUUAUUUCGUCCAUUGUUUCUUUACUCGGAGUCCUUAUGUUUACCUUAAUUGUUACAAUCAAGUCCUUAAGGCCACCUUCGUGUGCAAUCAACUCAACCUGUGUACCACCAAAAACCUCACAAUACUCCAUUCUAUAUGUAUCUCUUACACUAGCAUCACUCGGACUAGGAGGAACGCGUUACAUACUAGCAACCAUGGGAGCAGACCAACUCGAUAAGCUUAAACAUCAAGCAAGUUUCUUCAAUUGGUUUGUGUGCGUCUUAUAUGUUGGUUGGAUCGUAGGAUACACCCUUCUAAUUUAUAUUCAAACUAGUGUGAGUUGGGAACUUUCCUUCUUCAUUGCUCUUGCUGCGAAUUUGAUUGCUGUUGCUCUCUUCUUACUUGGAUCACAAAUUUAUCGAAAAUUUGCACCUCAAGGAAGCCCUUUUACUAGCAUAGCAAGGGUUUUGGUUGCUGCUUUUAGAAAUUUGAAAAUGAUUAAACCUAUAAAUGGAGAAGAUUGUUAUCUUUAUGAAAGUGAGGAAUCAAAACUUACAUAUGGGGAGCCUAGUAAAAGUCUCAGGUUUUUAAACAAAGCAGCGUUCAUAAAACAAGGAGAUAACCAAGUAAACGGAACUAAAACAAAAUCAUGGAGCCAAUGCACCGUUGAAGAAGUAGAAGACCUAAAGAAGUUAAUCAAAAUUAUGCCAAUUUGGUCAAGUAGCAUCCUACUAAGUGGUGCAAUGGGAGUUAUAAUUAGUUUCACGGUGCUAAUGGCAUUAGUCAUGGAUAGACAACUCGGCUCUCAUUUCAAAAUUCCAGCCGGAACGUUCACGGUCGUCACCCUUGUAUUCACAGCAAUCACAUCCUCAACACUUGAUCGAUUUAUAUACCCUACAUACAAGAAAUUAACUGGUCAAUAUUUGACAUAUUUACAAGGGAUCGGAAUUUGUCAUGUUACAAACAUUCUUGCCGCGAUAGCCUUUGCCCUAAUUGAAAGAAGACGGCUCAAAUUGAUUGAAAUAAACAAUUUGAUGGACCAACAAAAUGCCGUGGCACCAUUAUCCGCCUUAUGGCUAAUAUUUCCAUUAGCCAUAAUGGGGAUUGGAGAAGGGUUUUACUUUUCGCCAGAGGUGGCAUUGUACUAUCAAGAGUUUCCUAAGUCGCUAAGAAGUACCUCGACUGCUAUGAUCUCAUUGCAUAUCGCGGCUGGCUAUUACCUUAGUUCAGCAUUUAUCGAUUUGGUUGGCAAAUUGAGCAAUUGGUUACCAAAUGAUAUAAACUUAGGUAGGGUUGAUAAUGCUUGUUGGGUUCUUGCAAUUAUAGCAACUGUGAAUUUUGCUUACUUUCUUUUAUGUGCCAUAUUGUACAAGUAUAACAAUCCUGAUCCAGCAUUAGAUGAUGCUAAUCUUGUACAUACUUAGCUAGUUGAGAAAUAACUCACUCUAUUAUGUAUAACAUUUUUUUAUUACAAUCUCAUUCUUAUUUUAGAAUCACAACAGGUAAGGGCAAGGAUAAGGAUAACAAUAAAUGACAUUUGUUAAACCCGUAAUUGUUAGACUUUAACACUUUCUUGUUUAUAUACUUC